Medicago truncatula (barrel medic) is the source of this 887-nucleotide messenger RNA. Its product is annotated as NDR1/HIN1-like protein 10. The record is from RefSeq and is a predicted model, not a curated record. Lineage: Eukaryota; Viridiplantae; Streptophyta; Magnoliopsida; Fabales; Fabaceae. The coding region runs from base 82 to 777 and encodes 231 amino acids. Gene Ontology annotation, biological process: defense response to other organism. The transcript has a single exon. Gene Ontology annotation, cellular component: plasma membrane; plasmodesma.
UUGUCUCUUCUUUAGUAAACCAAAAUUGUUUCUACUCUUCCUUUAAUUUCUGUCACAUUCACCUAACAUAAUACAUCAAGUAUGGCCAAUAUGCAACCUCAAUUGAACGACGCUAACUACUGGUCUACCAUUCCAUUGGCACCAGGACAAUCCAGCAGCUACAACCAAAGCAACCAUAGAAGUUGUUGUAGUUAUCUCUGCAGCAUCUUUUGGAAGCUUCUGCUUGCACUCGUUGUCCUCUUUGGUCUCAUAAUCCUUAUCUUCUUUCUCAUUGUUCAACCCCGCGCCUUCAAGUUCUAUGUUACUAAAGCCGAACUAACACAAUUUGACUACACAAACAACACACUACACUACGACAUGGUGCUCAAUUUCACAGCACACAACCCAAACAAAAAACUUAGCAUCUAUUACGAUAAAGUUGAAGCUCGAGCUUUCUAUGAAGGAUCGAGAUUUGCAAAUGUCGAUGUGAUCACACACAUGAACUCGUUUCGCCAAAACAAGAAAACUAGUGACCCCAUGAGUGGCGUUUUCUUAGGACAAAAGUUGUUGGUACUCGACAAUGAUCAAGUCUCGGAAUUCAGCAAAGACAAGAGUGUUGGAGUUUAUGGUAUCUAUGUGAAGCUCUACUUCAGGAUUAGGUUCAAACUUGGAGACUCGAUAUCUCGCACAUACAAGCCUAAGGUCAAAUGUGACCUCAAAGUUCCAUUGAAAUCAAACAAUAAUGCAACCUUUACCUUCACCCGGGUUUUGCCCGAAAAAUGCAAUGUUGUGUUCUAGGUUCUACCUACGGUAUUUGCAUACGUAGAAUUUUAUUUUAGUUACCAAAUAUUUCUUUUCUGUAAUUCUAAUGAUUUGCGAUGAAAUUUUUUAUUUGUUUAUUCAUUCAU